Molecule: messenger RNA, 1351 nt
Organism: Bombina bombina (fire-bellied toad)
Lineage: Eukaryota; Metazoa; Chordata; Amphibia; Anura; Bombinatoridae
Product: cyclin-dependent kinase 5 activator 1-like
Exons: 1
Coding region: 1-882 (293 amino acids)
Biological process (GO): positive regulation of cyclin-dependent protein serine/threonine kinase activity; activation of protein kinase activity; brain development
Cellular component (GO): protein kinase 5 complex; cytoplasm
Molecular function (GO): protein kinase binding; cyclin-dependent protein serine/threonine kinase activator activity
Source: RefSeq, a predicted model, not a curated record
AUGGGGACUGUGUUAUCUUUGUCUCCAGGAUCUAGGAAAGCCAGUCUGUAUGAUGAUGGGUCAGGCUCUCUGGCACAUUAUAGCAGUGUUAGUAAGAGCAGCGGGCAGAAGCCUGAUAAAACCUUAAAGAGACAUUCUAUGUUUAUUCCAGCACUUACAUGGAAGAGGCUUGUUGCUUCUACUAAAAAGAAAACCUCUAGAAAGGGCACCACUAACAAUAACUACCAGAAGGAUGUUGCCCACCUGAAUCAUGAGAAUGUGAAAAAAUCAUUGUCCUGUGCCAACCUGUCCAGCUAUGAAAAUCAACCUCUGGCACCGCUUAGUUCUAAGCAGAUCUCUUCAAUCAAAAAGGUCUCCAACACCACAACUGGAGGCUCUCCAAAAAGAGUCAUUGUCCAAGCCUCCACCAGUGAGCUACUAAAAUGCCUGGGGGAAUUCUUAUGUCGGAGAUGCUACCGGCUAAAGCACUUGUCUCCUACAGAUCCCAUCCUAUGGCUGCGUAGCGUUGACCGCUCUUUGCUACUCCAGGGAUGGCAAGAUCAGGCUUUUGUAACCCCAGCUAAUGUUGUCUUUGUCUACUUGCUCUGCAGGGAUGUCAUUGAUGGGGACUCUGUGGCCACUGAACAUGACUUACAAGCCACACUUCUAACCUGCCUCUACCUGUCCUACUCAUACAUGGGCAAUGAGAUCUCCUACCCCCUAAAGCCCUUUCUGGUGGAAGCUGGAAAAGAUGCCUUCUGGGACAGGUGUCUUUGCAUUAUUGAUGCCAUGAGUGCCAAGAUGCUUCGAAUCAAUGCUGAUCCACAUUACUUUACCCAGAUCUUUGCAGAUCUCAAAAAUGAGGGAAAUCGAGAUGAGUUCUCCAGAGUUCUAGACCGAUGACUGUCACAGGAGAAGGUCCAGACCUAUCACAGCACUUGAAGGCCAUCUCUUUUACACAAUGUCAAUGGCCAACUCUGAUCCAGUAGCCAAAAAAGGACAACAAAGGGACCACAUUACAACCUUGUGUGCAUUGCCUACGUUGGGAUGUGAUAAAAACACAAGACAUCUUGGCCACCAUACAGCGUGCAUCUUGGGUCGUUUUAGGCCACCAAGUGCCUGAUGGUCAUUUCACAUGCACACCCAAUAGCAUCCUCCGCGUACCAAACAGAUUUUGUUUUUCUCCGCACGACGCAUGGGGGCUGCCAUAACGCAUUCCAAAGCAAUUCUAAUAUGAUGACCACACCACCAUCAGUUUUUCUAGAUAAGAGUAUUAUUUGUCAGUGGAAAAAGAAAUCCUAAGUUUUUAUUUAACUGGUGUUUUACAGAGAAGAAAUUCCAACUUCACCUUGAUUUCUGAACCCCAUUCACU